Cynara cardunculus var. scolymus (artichoke) is the source of this 669-nucleotide messenger RNA. RefSeq lists its product as uncharacterized. The transcript has 2 exons. Bases 1 to 669 code for a protein of 222 amino acids. Lineage: Eukaryota; Viridiplantae; Streptophyta; Magnoliopsida; Asterales; Asteraceae. The record is from RefSeq and is a predicted model, not a curated record.
AUGAAGAAAGAUUGGACUAUUGUGCAUGACAUGAUUAAUGGUUCAUAUACUAGUGGCUUUGGAUACGAUAGUGUGAAACAUUGUGUCGUUGCGGAAGACCAAGUUUGGGAGUCGUAUCUUCAGGUCCAUAAAGGGGCAGGAAAAUGGAAGAACAAACCAUUUCCUUUUUAUGAGGAUCUUUGUGUUGUAUUCGGAAAAGAUUGUGCCACAGGUUAUAGAGCAAGAUAUUUUGUUGAGGCGGAACAGGAGGCACGUACAGAAGAGCAAACACAAAAUCUGAAUGACGAGUCCGAUGACGUAAUUGCAACUAGCAAUGUUCAAGGUGGGAAUGCAAAUAUGCAAUCUGAAGAAACUUCAAGUACGCGUCGUAAGAAGAGAAAACGUCAAGUAGAUCCCAUGUCUGACGGAUUUAGUAAUGCGGUUACUAAACUUGGAGAAACUUUGGAGAAAAUAGCGAACAAACUUAGCAGGGGUGUAGAACGAGAAGACGAAAUUGAUAAGAAACGUUCGAUGAUCACUCAUGAGAUAUUAAAAAUGCAGACGUUGCCCCAACGGGAUAAGUAUAAAGCAAUUUCAUUGAUAAGAGACGAUCCUGAAAAGGUGAACACGUUUUGGGAUUUCCAAGAAGCGGAUAGGGCAUGUUAUGUCGAUUGGGUUUUAAAUGGAUGA